This is a messenger RNA of Elaeis guineensis (African oil palm), 1248 nucleotides long. Its product is annotated as transmembrane emp24 domain-containing protein p24delta4. Lineage: Eukaryota; Viridiplantae; Streptophyta; Magnoliopsida; Arecales; Arecaceae. The record is from RefSeq and is a predicted model, not a curated record.
UUUAUCGGGCAACCAAAUACCGGUAGAGAAUUCGACGAAGAGGAGGAGAAGGAUGAUGGGGACGGGGAAUGGGGCCGUGAUCCGGCGGAUUGCCGCCGCGUUGCUGCUGCUGCUGUGCUCCACUGCGAUGCUGCCUCCGCGCGCGGCGGCGGUGUGGCUGAGCCUCCCGCCGUCGGGUGUCAAGUGCGUGUCAGAGGAGAUCCAGAGCAAUGUCGUCGUCCUUGCCGACUACACCGUCGUCUACGAGGACGACUCCCACGGCCCCGCCACCAUCUCCGCGAAGGUGACAUCACCAUAUGGUGACGUACUUCAUCAUAAAGAAAAUAUUACAACAGGACAGUUUGCAUUCACUACUUCUGAAUCUGGAAAUUACUUGGCAUGUUUCUUGCUGGAUUCUAACAAAGGUAUUGGGGCGAGUGUUAGCAUCAAUUGGAAGACUGGGAUUGCAGCAAAGGACUGGGAAUCUGUUGCAAGAAAGGAAAAAAUCAAGGGUGUUGAGCUCGAGCUGAGGAAAUUGGAAGGGGCUGUGGAGGCAAUCCAUGAUAACUUGCUGUAUCUCAGGAGCAGGGAAUCGGAGAUGAGAGACAUCAGUGAGAAGACAAAUGCUAGGGUCGCAUGGUUCAGUGUAAUGUCCCUCGGUGUUUGCAUAGUAGCUUCUGCUCUGCAGCUGUGGCACCUGACAAGUUUCUUUCAGAAGAAGAAGCUGAUAUAAAAUUAACAGCUUUGGUAUGUUCUAACUAGGAUUCCGCCCCUGGAAGAUUAAAAUUUGUGAGACCUAUAGUUGUUCAUCGAUGUUUUUCCUUUUUGGCAUGCAGAUAGUCCCUUUUUCUAUUUUUUCCAUUGAUCAUGAGAUGUAACUGGAAGAUGCAUAUGACAACAGGCAAUUCACUCAUGGAAAUCCACUACAGCAUUGAGGCUGGAGCUUUACCACAUCUUCUUCUUCUCUCUCUCUCUCUCUCUGUGUGUGUUUUCUUUUUUCUUCUUCUAGAGGGGAGCUUAACCACAUUUGUUUGCCACCUUUUCUUCUUCCUGAUAAUUUUCUCUAUUUCUUUUCCUGUUCUUUGGUUCUGAAAAGAUUUACGUAUUUGAGUCCCUUUUUGUCGUACAGAGACUCAGCAAAGUAGUGCGAAUCUGGAACCAAAGCAAAUUGGGAACGCCUCUGUUGUCCAAAUAAUUAACAAAAUGACAAACUAAAUACAGAGAAGCAUUCAACAAAGAAAGAAGUACUGGAGCAGAACUUUCAUUUUA